Molecule: messenger RNA, 1610 nt
Organism: Bombyx mori (domestic silkworm)
Lineage: Eukaryota; Metazoa; Arthropoda; Insecta; Lepidoptera; Bombycidae
Product: tol-Pal system protein TolA
Exons: 3
Coding region: 521-1393 (290 amino acids)
Source: RefSeq, a predicted model, not a curated record
UGGUAGUGUGUGUAAUGUUUUUGUUAUUGACAUAAUGUAUUUUUCACGCAUAAUAAAAAAAAAAAAGCAUUCUGCACUCCUUCUCCAUAUUCUCUGCGAAGUGAGUGCGGGAAAAGUCAUACUCCUCCGUCCGCGUAAUUUUCGUAAAAAGGAGUACAAAGUUUUUGCUUCACGUAUUAAUUUAAAGAUUUUCGCGGGUUUUCGGUCAAUCGUUACGUAAUUCAGGAUUCCGAUGCAGGGGAAAUGAUUGCAAUCCUCGGUUUCUCCAGCUAACGUGAACAAUGGGUGCAUGCUCGUUGCGAUGCAUCCGACAUGGUCAACUGGCAAUAAUAUCGAUUAGUUUUUACCCGAGUGCAUAAUCGUAUUCAAAUAGGACAGCAUCGCAUUAGCGUUGGUAAUACGAUGUUAACAAUUUUCGGUGCGGUAUAAAAGUGCGUGCAAUUUUGUACAAAACAUAACAACUGCAGUCGAUUGUGCGAUCCGGUGGUGUCUCAGCCAACAAAACGAUUACAAAUUAAACAUGUCUCGACUUACGAUUCUCUUUGUCAUCGCCGUGGCGUAUGAAGCUCUUGGAGAUGGCGCAGUUAAGGACUCUCGUGCAGAACAAUCAGGCUAUAUAGGACAUUCACUGGCCGGUCUUGGAAGCUUAGGAGUGGGAGGAGCGUACAUUGGCGGGCCGGCCGCCAUUGGAGUCGCAGCUCCGGCUGUAGUUGCUGCCGCUCCUGCUCUCGGCAGUGGAGCAGCACUGAACAAUGCUGCAGCUGUCGGGGCCGCUCAGCUCAGUGCCAUCCAGAAUGCACAGGCCGUGCAAGCCGCUCAUAUCGCUAAUUCCGCUGCCGCUGCUAUCCAGGGGGCCCGCGUCACCGAAGCUGCCGCUAGGGCCGGACAAGCUCAAGCGAUCACGAAUGCCAGAGCUUUGGAUGCAGCUCGCGUCGCUAACAUUCAGAGAGCUCAGGCUGCCGCGUGGGAAAAUGCCAGAGCCGCCGAAGCCGCCAGACGUGCCGCCGCCGCCAGUGCCGCUGAAGUCGCCCGCGCUGUUGAAGCCGAACGCUUGGCCAACGCUGCCCGUGUUCAAGCUGUUGCCAUCGCUAACACUAGAGCAGUAGAAGCCGCCCGUAUCGCCAACGCGGCUAGAGCUCAGGCUGCCGCCGUGGCUACUAGUGCAGCUCAGGCCCAGGCUGUAGCUGAUGCCGUCGCUAGAAACGCCGGUGCUUUGGAAGGUGCUGUUUUGGUGGGUGGGGGAGGACUGGUCGCUGCUGGCGGGCUCGGUUCCGGCCUGGCUUACGGCAUCGGACACGGCUACGGUGCUGGAUACGGCUACGGUGCAGGAUACGGCUUAGGCCACGGAUACACCGUAGGCCACGGUUACGGGGGCGGGAAAUACAUUCACUAAAUCACAAGACCAACGACUGAUAGUAAAGACGAAUACGGCAUUGAGAACAAUGUAAACAUUUCUAGGGCCAUUUUAUUUCAUUCACACAGAAAUAAAUGGUUCACGGCAAUAAUGCAAUGUUUUGGCUUAAAAGGACAUGAACUUGUAAAUAUUUCAAAAUUUGUAAAUAUGUUAUGGCUAGGACUGUCUUGUAAUUAAACGAAUAUGCAAACACUUA